Messenger RNA from Pieris macdunnoughi, 747 nucleotides. The record is from the annotation of a GenBank genome assembly. NCBI's taxonomy places the organism in Eukaryota, Metazoa, Arthropoda, Insecta, Lepidoptera, Pieridae.
AUGUUGUCGAAUUUCUCCUCCUUGCCAAUAAAAUGUGGAGCUUUCGGCCUCACUGUGAGAACGACGUACAAUUGUUCUCGUAUAGGUAACCGCGACUGGGUGGGUCACGGGGUCAAUGGUAUGGCUAACUACAAGGAUGAUGCCCAUUUCCCGUUCCCUGCUGUGCGUUUCAAGGAGAACACCAGAGAUAUCUGUGCUCUUCGUGAGAAGGAGAAGGGGGACUGGCGGCUACUUUGCUGCGAAGAAAAGAAGGCUUUAUACCGGGCGUCGUUCUGCCAAACAUUCUCGGAGUUCCAGCAUCCGACGGGCCAGUGGAAGUUGUGUGUGGGCUGGGCGCUGUUCCUCACUUCCUUCACCUUCUGGAUGGUCAUGUUCAGCCACUACUAUGUAUGGGAACCUCUACCGAGCUCGUUCUCAAAGGAAUCGCAGAAGGCUCAACUUCGAAGAAUGCUCGAGCUACGCGUGGCACCGAUUGAUGGGCUUUCCUCGCGUUGGGACUACGACAACGAUCGAUGGAAGGUGGCAAUAGUUUUGGCCCUCGUAGGCUUAUCCGUAGCUAACCCAACUCCCCUUGGGCUGGGAUUGACAACCUUAGCGCACGCGCCGGGCGUCUACACGUCUAGCGUCAUCAACCACGGCUACUCGGUCCCUCGCCUGGUCGUAGCCCCAGUCGCACCAAUUAUCCGAACCGUUUACACAGCACCGAUUGUCUCCACUGUAUACGCUCAUGGGCACGGCUGGCAUUGA